Schistosoma rodhaini is the source of this 12588-nucleotide messenger RNA. The record is from the annotation of a GenBank genome assembly. Lineage: Eukaryota; Metazoa; Platyhelminthes; Trematoda; Strigeidida; Schistosomatidae.
AAGGGAAACACCUUAGUGCUGUCACAUCCCAGUACAAUUUUUCUCGCGGAUCAUGAGUCUGCUGGUUUCAGUGUUAUCUUUCCCCAUUCGACCUACCUGACAUGAUGGGAUCUCAAGGAAUGAAUGUCUUAACCAAUAUAGCUCUAUUGAAUCAUCACUUUACUCGAGCCCGACCACUGGAUACAGGUAGCAGCUCUGAUCGAGUUUAUCCAGGGAUUUAUUGGAUGGGACUAUUUUUCCAUGUAUUCUAGCUUUAUUAAGUCGACCCACGUCUCUUACCAUUAAGAGAACGAUCCGAGCUGAAUGUAUGAUAUAGUUAACAGAUACUUAUACCAUAUAGUCUACAUAUGUCAAUACUACUUAGUCUAACACCCAGCAACUUCAAGGAGUGAUACUGUGUGUUUGUUCCAAUGCUCCUUAAUCUUAUUCAGAUGUACUUUUGUGUCAGCUAAUAUUAGACACUGAACUAGGCUUUCAUAACUGUUUGCUUUAACUACUCCCAUAAAGACCUAGUGUAUCCAAUUAGUAUCUUACGCCUGACCUUACGAUACAUCGAUGAAUAAUCAAAAACCUCAAAGAAACUCUGUCGUUCUAUGAUUUUAAGUGCGAAAUUAUUGGACCUUAAGCUAAGGCAUCCGGCAUAAAAGUAAUUCCAAUUCGUUAACUGACCAGGUUCAGUUGGGAGGUGGGGAGGUAGUGUUUAUAAUUCUACCCAUCUUAGUUAUUUUACUCAACGGAUUGAUCACUUCAUCUUCGGUUCUCGCGUUCUACCUUACUUCAAACUUCAACCUUAUCCGAUAAUAGUUUAAAACGUUAAUGCUUAAUCGAAGCUCGCCCUAUCAACCAUAAUAUUGUCUAAUAAGAUCGAAUUUAGUUAUUUCUCGGCUUUGUGAUUUACAGUUAUAGUCAGCUAGAUAAAACCUUUCCCUUGUCUAGAUUUCAUCCAUGUUGGGAUCUACUUAGGAACGUCUGCAAUUGUGAAUGAAAUUAAUGAUAAAUAAUAAAAUUCUAACUAACUUCAUUGAAUAUAACCUCUGACUUAUUCGGUUGAGUUAUUUGGGUUCUAUCGUACUAUGGACUAUCAAUUUUCUCUAAUCGCAGGAUACUCCGUACUACUAAGAGCUUAUUCUUCAAAGAUUACCUGGCCAUGGUCGUUCGUUAAUUGUCGGACCCUACGUUUUUUUUAUGUCUGAUUGCGUAACACCUCGGGUGAAUACUAUGACUAUUGAAGUGUCUAGCAUGAUGAUUUCAUGACAAACUUGAGGGAUAGGAUUUAAUUUAAAUUCAAUACUAAACAAUCGAACACCAUUUUAAUGUCCUUAUUCGUUACAUUUAUUUUUUCAUGUUGUGUAAAUCUUAAGGUUUACUUUAAAGCAUAAUAUUGCUAAAUUUUGUCUUUAUCAUGGGCUGAGCUUAUUUUGAUUACAAUUGAAAUAUAGGAAGCAUUGAGGAUUUAUUUCGUUCUUGUAUGGGGCUUUUAGCAAAAUCCAUCCGUCACUGCACCGGAGAUCGAACACAUGACUUUUGGGUCUCAGCAACUGCUUGAAUCCAGUGUUCUUUGUUUUGGUCCCUGGGUGAGAUCUCAUAUGUCCGCUUCUGUAGAGUCCCAUAUUAGGACGCACCAGUCGUCCAGUACUUUCUACUUUUUCACUAGUUGUCUAACUAAAAUCAGUCUGUGAUAUAAACCGUGAAAAUUUAACAAAAUUUAUUUAAAAUUUUGAAAAUUGGCUAAGCAUUUAUAUUACUACACCAUUUCUUAUUAUUCUCUUGUCUAUCCAUGUUUUUUUAUACGGAUGUAUAAGGGCUCAUGUAAAUCUACAUGUAUCUCAUAUUUGUGGAAAGUUACUAUGUAUACCUGUGUUCAUGGAAACUUGGUUAAGUAAUGAUUUAUUCGUUAAAAAUUGGAAUGUUAUAUUUGAAAACGCUUACAUAUUGGGUCAUCUUCGUUUACAAUUGUCCACUAAUAUUUCAUUGGAAUGUCGAAAUUUCAGUAAUGCAACACUUUCAUCAUUAAAUGGUUGGUUUGUAAAAUCGGUCGACUUAAAAUUGUGUGGACUACGCAUUGCAAUUUUGGAAGAGCUUAUGGAUUUGUUGAGUUGGAAACUUUAUAUCAAUCAAACAUGUAUCUUAACCACACAAACAUCAUCGUUUGAAUCAACAUGUUCUCAUUGUCAUCAAUUUACUAUUAAGCAUCAAGAGGAUACUUUACAAAUGCUGAAGCAUUCAUCAUUUUCUUUUAAAAAUAAUAAAUCUUGUUAUUUAAAACAAACAUCAGGGAAUAUUAUAUCUGAUAAUUCAUUAAAAUCAAAUUUUCAAUGUGUUCAACAAUGUUUGAAUUCUAUUAAAUUAUGUAUUUCAUUUUUACCAGUACAAUUGUUCAAUUUCAAUCAUAAUCAUCAUUUUGAACAGAUACAACCACAACUCUCUUCCUCCUCCUCAUCAUCAUCAUUACCAAGUUCAUUUGUACCUGAGAUGGGAUUCUGUUUUGAAAUCAUUAGAUAUUCAUUUGAAAGAAGUCUCCAAUUCUAUUUCACUUCGUCUCAUUUAUCUAUGGAAUUCAAUAUGCCUAAUUCUAUAAAAUCUAGUGAAAAUGAUGAAACUCUUCAAACGACGUCUGAUUUCUACACAUCAUUACAUUCAUUAUCCUUACCAAUAUCACGAAUGAUCCCAUCAAAUCUGUUGAGUGAUAAUGUUGACAGUAAAAUUCUAUUUAGUCAUUUUAUUCUAUUAAAUUUUCGAUUUUGUUUAAAUGAUUUACGCUUAUUAAAUGGUUGGAAUUCUCAGGCUCAGCAUUGUUUAUUAGAUGCUAGGAUAUAUUUAAUAGAAGCAACCGAACAACUCGAAUCAUCUAUAUGUAAUAUUUAUUUGAAUAUUUUACAUUCAUCUAUCUUUUAUAUACAUGAUCAUAUCAUUGAAAUGAAUUUUUAUAACAAACUAUCAUCUAUUUGUUAUUUAAUUGGAAUAUGGUGUAAAACAUUAUAUGAUAAUAGUAAUUGUAUUAAUAAUCAAUCCAUUAUGCCUAUAACCAAUAUUGGAUUAUUUAAUUGUCCAAAGAAGAAUAUGAAUUCAAAACAGUUUAAUUUAAUGACACAAGAAAGCUUGUCUAGACGAAAAUUCUUUAGAUUCAUUGAGUAUCUUGGAUUGAAUACACGUCAGUUAAAUGUACGUAUUUACUUUGGUAAUGUUGGUGGUUCUCGUACUUCAGUACGUAACAAUAACAUCAUUACCAGUAGUACUAGUAUUACUCGUCAUAAUGUAGAAGAAUUCGGAGCAUCUGACAGUACUGUUAGUGAUGAUAAUUCUGGCGGUGGUGUUAUUAUUACACAUUGUAAAUCAGUGAAUUGUACUGAUGAUUUUAAUACAGAACAACAAUAUCCUGAUCAUAUUCAAAUUGGGAUGAUGGAAAAAUUGAAAAGUAGAAAAAUCCCACAAAUUUUAUUUGUACUCAUUCCUGAUCUAAAGUCACCUGGAUUACAGUUAGGUUUUACAAAUUCUCUCGUAAAUCUUCAAUUUGAUUUUCAUGAAUUGAAUCUGAAAAAAUCAUUUGAUUUGUUGAAUCUAACCGAUUUAAAUUUAAAGCUAUCGAAUUUCCAUGUUUGUUUAUUGGAUAAAAUUCAUGGAUCUAUUUUUGAUGAAUCACAUACUUCACAGGCACCGUCAUUAUCAUUACCCCAUUCUUAUAGUCUUUAUUCUAUUCGUUGUAAUCAAUCCAAUGCUAUUUACUCAUUAAUACAUGAACUGCCUACUUUAAAUAACCAUCAUUGGGAUGAUCUGUUCUAUGUACAUGGAAUCGAUAUUUGGAAUCACAAAUAUCAAAUAAGUUUAAAAUUCACCACAUUACAAAUAGAAUGGCCAUCAUUUAAAAUAAAUGAAUUAAUGAAUUAUAUACAUUGGGAUUAUUCAAAUAAGAAUGUUUAUCAAUGUUAUAAUAAUCAUGUCAAUAAAUUGUCAAUAAAUCGUUCCUCUUCAAUUCAGUGUUAUUUUACAGAGAAUUAUCUGAAUAAUCCAAUUCAAUUUGAUGGAUUUUUAGAGAAUAUCAACAUUUUUUUUAUAAACAGUAAUAAUUCAUUUAUUAUGCUACGUAUAGAUAGUCAACGUUUCAUUGCACAAUUUCGUUCAAUUAAUCCUAUAUAUCAACCAUUAAAAUUAGACAGUCUAUCACAGAUCACUGUAACUGGAGCUAAAUUAGUUUACAGUUAUAUUAAGAAAUUGGACAAUGGUGUGGAUACUGUAUCAUGCUGUUCAUCAACAUCAUCAGCAUCAUUUUCCUCAAAUUCAUCACCAUGUCCUUAUGCAAUAGUAUCUAGUUGCGAUAUAAAAAAUGAUCUCGUUUUAUCAUUAACUGAAAUUCGUGUUGAUGUUAAAUUGCCCGAUCAAUCUAUUGAAAUUUCACCAAAUAAUCAAUCGUGUGAAUUUAUCUGGUCAUUGGGAUUUCAUUUGUGCUGUUACAAUUUAUUACGUUCUUGGAAACAAUUCUAUGGGAAAUUGUUCAAACAAUCUAGUACUGUAUCAUUGAAUAAUUCAUCAAAUACAUGUGAUCCAUUCUUAGUCCCUACAAUCAACAAUACUACUAUUAAUGGUACUAUUGAAUUGAAUAGUAGUAAUGGUUGGCAUUUAAGCAUAAAACCAAUUCAAUCAUACUUUCAAUUUUAUUUUAAACUAUUAACAAACAAACAUUUUAUCAUGGUACGUGUAAAAAAUACCUCAUUUCAAUAUACUCCAAAGACAAUAACUAAUACUGACAAUAAAAUUAGCAAUAGUAACGACAGGAAAAACAGAGAAGUUUUGUUAACGAAUAGUACUAAUAUGGAUGAUGAUAACAAUAAAAAUAAUAUCGGUUGUAUUGUUUCUAGUCGAUUAAAAGUGAAUUGUGAACAUGCAGUGAUUAUGUGUGAAGAUCAAACAAUCGCUGUAUUUCAGAAUUUAAAAAUACGUCAAAGACCAAAAAAUAUUCAACAUCGUACAGAACAUUUAAAGAUGGGUUUACUUACUCGAGCCAAUCCUUCUUGGGAAUUUUAUAUGGAUCUGUUGUAUGUUACAUUUCCAUAUCGAUAUAUAUUUCGUGAUGUUUAUCAGGAGGCAUCAUGUGUUAGAAAAUUUCUACUUAAACUACACUCUAAUAAUAUUACAUAUUUUCAUGUAAACGAUCACACUUUUGAUCAAUCAAAAAAGUCUUCUCUACCAAAUGAAAAUGUAACACUUAGUAAUCCCACUUCACCAACAUCUAUACAAUCAUCACCAUCAACGUUCGGAGUAUAUUCAUCGUCAACUGCUCGAAUAGAUUAUAUACAGUCGUCAACAUCAUAUAUAAAACAGGAUAGGAUUAUUCAUAUCAAAAAAUUCGUUAUUGAAAUUAAAGAUGAUCCGUUCGAAUGUAAAUUAAACGAUAUUCAUACUAUUUUGUUGGAUGAAUUCGCCGUUCAUGAGAAACGUGUAAAUACACUACGUGAACAAAUUGACAGAGCAAUUCAUUCAGGCAUACGUUUUACUGAUGAAGAACGUCAAGCAUGUUUCACUCGUAUAGAAAUGCAACGUGCCAAAGAUUACCGUAAUCGUUUACAUCGUUUCUAUUGUGAUUAUGCUUUUUCCGAUGAAUUAUUUACAUUCACUAUGGAUAAUUUAAAAAUCAAAGCAUUAGCUGAUGAAAGUAUUACACAUGGUGAACAGGUCAUAGCACAGAUGAAAAUUAUGGAUAGUGACAGUCCAUGGCCAAAUCUUACUGAGCAAGAUUUUUCUACUUUAUGGUGUCGUAUUAUUACAAUGAAUGUUGAACGAUGGCGUCUUCAACUACGUGAUUAUCCUAAACCUUGUUUGAAUAUAACUGAUCUUUUUCUAUGGGGCAAAUUAGUUAUAGCUGAACAGAUGGCUGAUAAUAAAGGUCAACAUAAAGUUGUUAUUGAACCUGGUUAUCCUUGGCCAAAUUAUACAUUGAUUCGAUUCAGUUCACCAACUAAAUUCUAUUAUGAUUUAAAUGCAGAUUUAAAAUCUUUUCAUAUAUAUUAUGGUGCUAAUUGGGAACCAACUGUCUCAUGGUUUAAUCAACGUUUAGAUGAUAUUAAACCCUUAAUAAAAGACAAAUCUUAUCCGCCAUUAGGUUGGUGGGAUAAAAUACGUUUACUAUAUCAUGGUCAUUUGUUAUUUGCUGUUGAUACAAUGCAUUGGUCAUAUUCAACAAGUUUAAGUCCAUAUAAUGCAACAGAAUUUUUCACAUGGCAAUGGAAUCGUACUGUUGUGCAUUGGGAAAAUGGAGUUAUAAGAAUUGAUGGUGAUUUAGAUAUUGUCUAUCAAACUGCGUCCAAGUAUGAUGGAAUAUGUCGAUUAUUUCAUAUACCACAUUUAGAAAUGACAGUGAAAUUAGACUGGUUAUCAUUACGUGAUCCAAAUGAUCAUCAUUCAGUGAAAUAUUGUUAUAUGGACUAUCUAUCACCAAGAGAACAGACUCAGCACGACUCCUUUAAAUACUUCCGGGCUAAUCGUUUAGCUAUGGAUAUUAACUUCACCGUGAAACCACCUCCAACUGGAUCAUCUACUAUGGAUCAAAGACCUUGGUGUUCAUUCUAUACAAGUGUAUUGAAAUUUGCUGAUAAACUACGGAAUUGUCUAUCACAAAUUCCUCGUCCUAUUCGUCGUGGUUCUUUAUAUCAAUAUAAACCACCAAGGAAACCACAUUUUGGACGUCUACUUCAAUCAUUAGAAUUUAGUAUUAACAUACCCCAAUUAGAAUUAAUCUUUUGGGUCUCUUAUGCUAAACGAACUGGUGUUCAUGUUAAUACUGGACCAAUUCAAAUUAUUGGUAAAUUAAAAUGUAAAAUAGAAAAUGAAAUUAAAUUAAAUCGAUUAAUUGGAAAAUUCAACACUUCAUCAGCCUCAUCGUCAUCAACGACUGUAAUCGUACCAGAUGUUGAAUCAACUCCUUUAGAAACUACCAGUACAACUAAUGUCAAUGAACAAACAACUAUUCUACAUCCAUAUGUAAUGAUUCCACCAAGAUUAUCAAUUCAACGUAAUGGUUUAUCAAGACGUCCUAUUGUUAAUUGGUGUGUAUUAAAUUUAUACGCUAGUAUACAUGAUAUUGCAAUACAUUUGAGACAUAGAGAUAAUCUUCCUGGUCCAUUAAUUCAAAUGUUAUUGCAGUGUAUGAAUACAUAUCAAAAUUGUAUUAAUGAUAUUAGUAACAAUCUUCAGUUAAACCAUCAUAAUUUCAGCAUUCAUGACAUAGAACAACUGGAUACUGAAGAAAUGAAUAAUGAUAUUGAAGCAUUUAUUCUAGUCCCAUUAUUACGUUAUCAACAACUCUGUCCAACUGUUCUCCCGUCAAAUACAACUGUACGUGUGCAUAUACCUGGACCACGACCCACUGCAGUGACAUCUGUGACUACAUCUACAACUAAUACUAAUACCAAUGAAAAUAGUAAUAUUUGUAACAAUAAUUCUGGAAAUACUAAUCUCAGUCCCUCUAGCAUUAAAUGUCAUCCAAUUGAAUCCAUAAAGAAUAAUACAUCUAUCAAUUCUACGUCUACAAUUACUGAAAAUAUAAGUGCGGAUGUUACGUCGACAUCACAGGUUGUUGAUGAAAAAACAUUGCCAUUUAGUAAUUGUAAUAAUAACAACCGUACUACUUUUAAUAAUAUUAAUCAUAUACAAACCCCUAGAUAUAACUAUACUGCUACACUCUGCAGUAGUAACAGUCAGUUGACACACGAAGAUCUCACUCCUGUUCAUCAUCUUGAAAUACAUGAAUUUAAAAUGCGAUGGACAGAACAACAUAGAAAUCUUGUCUAUAUUCUAAUGGAUAGUUAUCGACAUGCUCAAUCGCUGAAAAAGAAUUUAUCAGCUCGUGCACUACAUGGAUUCCGAUUACAUCCUGGCGGUAAUGGUAGUGGUCAUACAACAACAAUGACAAGUGGUGGCGGUGUCUCGGGUGCUGUUGGAAGUUCCGGUAUUGGAAAACUGGGUGUCUGUAGUAGCAGUAGUAGUGGUGGCGGUGACACAGCUCUUAGUCGAAAUGCUCGUAGUGCAAUUCAAUUAACAAACAAUGUUAAUAAUAAUGGUUGUAUAUUAUUAAAUUCUACGGAUAAACGUCCAUUAUCUACUGUUAUUCAACCAUCUGAUUCAUGUAAUUUGUCAAAAUUGACUAAAUCAAAUUAUAAUGAUAAUUGCUUACUGAUGAAAAUGCCUACAACUGAUGAAAUGUUACCAGAUAAUAUCAACAUGCCAUCAAAUGCUGUGACUAUGGUGACGGCGACAACAACAACAACUAAUAAUAAUAACAACUCAGAAAUGAAGGAAGAUAAUUAUGAUGAUGUAUAUUUGUCAACAAACUUAUCACCAUCAUCUGAGUCGAAUAAGUCGAAGUUAACGUUUUCUAAACAGAUACCAAUGUUGGCACAGUUAUUAGAGGAAGUAGAUACAGCACGUUUUUAUGCUUAUUGUGAAGAAGAACCCAAACAAACUGACGUAGUAUCACAACUACAAGGUUUACAUAUCUGUGCGUCUAGUUUAGUUGCUGAACGUAAUUGGCAUUUGGAAUUAAUCAAUCCUCAGUUAAUGUUAAAAACAAAUCAUUUAGCCGGUUAUGUCUUAGUGUCCGCAGCCAGAGCCAAGUUGGAUGCGUUAACUCAUCCACCGAUAUGGAAGGAUUCACAAUUGUUGAAUAAAUCUAGCUUGGUUGGACAUUUGGAAUGUAUGCAAUAUUAUGCUACUGUUGGACAAGUUCUUCCAGAAACACCUGAUCAAUGGUUAUCUACAGCUGAUGUUAGUGAUUGGACACAUCAUAAUUUGAAUGCUGAUGAAGAUGCAUUAAGUGGACGACCUGAAGUAGUAGGUUGUGGUAGAUCCGUCGGUGGUGUAGUUACAGCAUGUGUUGGUUUUCCUAAAACCCCUUCAAACAAUAAUAAUAUUAGUAAUAUUAAGAAUCCGUUAACUCGAACAAGUACAUUGACCUUUGGUACAAAACUAAUGAGUAACGAUAUGACACUCAGAAAUAAUGUUACUUUAACUUCUACGAUGGUUACAACCACACCAACCACUACUACAGUCACUAGUUCUACUUCUGAACUCCAUUCGAAUUAUAUUCGUCCUAUCCAACUACAACGUAUGAUAUCUCGUUGUUCAUGUGAAGUAUUUUAUAUACAUUAUGAACCUGCUGAUCCAGCAAAUUUACCACUUCCACAUCUAAUCCCACCGCUAUCACUAGAUGAAACAGAAGUGGUUCGUAAUCCAGAAGGAGCUGACACAGUCACUCUAUUGCAUCAUACGCUAAAUGUUUCCACAAAUUCUCUCCAAUAUCAUAUGAUUGUAGAGAUUGUGAACGACCUUUUGUUGUAUGUUGAACCACAAAGAAAGGCUAAAUUGGAACGUAAUCGUUUGACAUUUGGUUUAAUGUCUGAAUCACAAGUUCGUUUAGCUAUAUCACGUGAUCAAGAGACUUUACGUCGUUUGAUCUUUGAACAACGGCAAUUGGAACGUUAUUUAUGGUCAUACGUCAGACAAACUAUGCAAGAAUUAGGCUUAGAUGCUAAUAAUACAUUAAUUAAUCAUUCUUAUCCUUCAGCUUUUUAUCACUCUCCUACUACUGACAGUAGUAAUAAUGUUACAUCGAGAACAUCAGAUUUAACUCUGAAAUUAGUCAAUUGCAUACAAAGUGCUCGAAAAUUGGAAACUCAAAUUAAUCAAUUAAAAUCUCAUAUUAUUGAUUUAAAUGGUAUAUUAUCACAACGUUUAGGACAUUAUCAACAAUUACAAAUACAAAUUCAACGUCGACAUAUACGUAAAGCAAUGUCAUUUAAACGUUAUCAUCCAAUGAAUAAAUCAUCAGCAUCUUCAUCAUUAUUAUCAUUUAAUAAUGAGAUUUUAUCAUCAAUUACAAAUUCUAAUAAUGUUAGUUUAAUACAAAAAUCAUCUAAUGAUGAUUGUAACCGAAUUAUUCAAACAAACAAUAAUGAAUCAGAAACUUAUAUACAAAAUCGAAUCAAUUUACAUAAUGCAUCUUCUACAGACCAUUUAACUCAUCCUACUGCGAAAACUAUGAGUAAUAAUAAUACUGGUCAGAAUCAUUUAAUUACUGAAAAUAUCAUAUCAGAAAGUAGUAAUAAGUCAUUGUCAUCAUCGUCAUUUAUGGAUGGUGGUGAUAGUAAACCAGCGGAAAUUGUUCGACGAAGUGAGGUGUGUUUUGAGCAUGCAAGAUGGCGUAUGACUGAAAAUGAUGGACAAAUAGGUUUAGCUGAUGUGGAACUACGUGGUUUUAUUUAUACAAAAACACAUCGUCAAGAUGAUUCUGGUUCACAUCGUUUAGAAUUAGGUUGGAUACGUGUUUGUAGUUUAGCACCGAAUUCAUUUUAUCGAGAAGUUUUAGCUCCUGAUGUAUCUGGAGGUCGUUAUGCUGGUGGUCCGAUUCUACGCAUCGCUUGUUCUGAUUUAGCUCCAGUUGGUGGAAUAUCGGUGAAAGAAGCGAUGGAAAUUAGUGUUGCACCAAUUGUAUUACAGAUGAGUAAGCAAUUUUAUCGAAUUAUGAUGCCUUUCUUUUUUCCUGAAAAAUCUGAAGAUACUAUUACUAAUAAUACUGUCACCGCUACCCCUGUUCAUACUGCAACCAUAGCGAACCCAACAGGAGACCAUGUUGGGAUUGUUAGUGGUACCAGUACUGAUGCAUUUCAUUAUCUGGAUUCGAAUCUAUCUACAAAUGCAGAUAAUCCACAGAAUAUCCUUUUACCAAGUAAAUCAUGGCUACGACGUUAUGUACUCCGAAAAUUACCUCAUCGUUUCAAAAAUCAGAGCGAAUCAGUACCAUCAACUUCAUCAUUAUUACCUGAACCAUUAAAUUUUAUCCAUAAUUCUCGUCAAUCAGAUAUUUUAGAAAAUAUAUCGUCAGAUUUAUCCAUGCCGAUUGUUGUUUCAACCCCGGCUACAACAGUAACAUUUACUUCAUCAUUAUCACCAUCAUCAGUGUGCAUUCCAUCAAAUAAUUUAACAAUCGAAGCUGCUAUAUCUGGACGAAAUUAUUGUAGCGUCAAUGAUGAUUGGAAUGCAUUGAAUAAUAAUGCAACAAGGUCAGGGACAGAAAUAACAGUAGCAUCGUCACCAUCGCUUACGUCGUCUUCUGUUACAACGUCCAAAUUAUUACAAAUGAUGAAUAUGCGAACAAAAUUACCCAUAACCGACUAUUUACGGAGUCAAAACGAGUUGGUAUUUCCCAAUCUUUUUCACACGAAUGAAUAUGACGUUAAAUCAUCAUCAUCAUCAUUGUCCCCUAAUCAUAAAUCUAAUGAAUGUUUUGCAAUACCAGUGACAUAUUCAAAUUAUAACGACACUACUACUGAUAAUUUUUUCAUGGUAAUGCAACAACCAACAUCGAUAUAUUUACAACAAUUAUUACCUGUAAACAAUAUAUGCACAUAUUGCGAAUCUAUUCAUUCAACCUCUAAUAAUCAUCAUCUUCAUUCUUUGAAUAUGUCAUUGUAUAAUCCAAUCAGUUAUGGAUCUCUACCAAUGGAUCAAAUAACAUCAAUUAAUCAAAUCGCUAUGCAUCAUUCAAAGCAUAAUAUUAACAAUACAAAUAUACCAUUGAAUCCAGUCGAUGUAAUGCAAGAAAGAGCUCGUCAGAACAAAGUAUUUCUAUACAUUAAAAUUCCUGGUUUUCCAAUACGAUUAAGUUAUAAGGGUGAAAAACAAAAAAAUAUCACUGAUGUAACACGUUUUGAAUUGUUUAUUCCAACACUGGAAUAUCAUAAUUGUGUUUGGACGUGGUUAGAUUUUGUAAUGGAAGUAAAAACGCGUAUACGUAAACAACUUGUCCGUGAAGUGAUAAAGAAAAAACUUACACCUCGACGGCGUUUACCACUUCUACGUAUCUCUGGUACCAAUAGCAGUAAGAAUGAUAAUAAUAGUAGUAUUGCUGCUAAUAGUAGUACUGAUUCUAAACCACAUGAGUUAACAACAUCAAAUAUCCUGUUAUCAUCUGUUAAGCGACUCAGUUCAUUAACUCCUUCCACUGUUACUGGCGGUCGUGCUGAUUCAACGAUGCAUUCACCUGAUGUCGAUGAUGAUGAUGAUGACCUAGUCAAUCCAACAACUGUUGCUGCACAAGAGGAAAAAGCUCAACGUGAUUUAGAAAUGAUAUUAGGUCGUCAUGCUCAAAUACAACCUAACAAGGCGGGCAAACGAAAACGUUUUAAAUCGAAACAAUUUUAAUUAUAGUUUCUCUUAAUGAAACAUUAACUUCAUUUUGUUUGUUUUUUUGUGAUGGAUGGCUAAUAUUUUUCAAAUGAGUGCUUGGUGUCGACAAUGAAGUUGAUGGUUAGACUUUACCAAAAUUCUAUGUAUUUAAAAUGUGCACGAUCUUUCUGUUAUCACCAAGUAAAUUCGUUUUUUAUCUUUUUCAUUUUAACUUUAAAUUUUUUUAUUUGGCUUUCUGACAAAAUCGCUUCUAGUGGAUUAUUUACUUCUUGAUAUAUAUGUAUAUAUCACUUGUACAGUCUUACUAAUGGACAUUCCCUUAUACAUUAUGUAAUAUUUGUUGGUAAUACUUUUACCAUUAAAACUGCUAUUGUGAUUAUACAUUCAUUUCAAAUAAAUAUAAUAAAUACAAAA